AGCUGUAGUGUAGCUUUACAUGGUAACACGACCUGACUUAGCUAACUUAGUUAGCUUAAAACCACUAACUAGUACUGUUCAACUUCUUGUGGUGAACAAACAAUACUUUAAUAGCAGCAAUGUCUUGGAACUGGAACAGCCAUGGACUGCCAUUUUUACCGGGAUACACUUUUCGGGAUGUAACGAAGUCAGCCUUCCAUCGUCCCCAGACACUUGGCUAUAAGAAUGGCUUUGCUCUGCCCGGUCGCCCCACUGUGGGCAUUGGACAGGCUCCUCUUUUAUCAGAGCAGUUGAUCCAGCAGGAGAUCAGUGAGCUGUCGUUUGAGACACCAGACAUUAUUUACGGCUCCCUUGACCAGAGCAUGGAGAAAGAAUUCAUCCCAGCUCAUGUGGCUCUUGACAAGAAGGUGCUGCGUUUCUAUGGAUACUUUCUAGAAAAUAUCCAGUUUUCCCCUGAAGAGGAGUGCCGCGUGCGCCCUGUGGUCAUUUACUACUACCUGGAGGAUGACAGCAUGUGCAUCAUUGAGCCCAUGGUGGAGAAUUCUGGGAUACCACAGGGGAAACGGAUCAAACGCCAGCGUUUGCCCAAGAAUGAAUUUGGAGAGCAUUACCAGUGGAAAGAGCUCAAUGUUGGCAUGGACCUGGAGGUGUACGGGGUCAAGUACCACAUCACACAGUGUGAUGCUUUCACAAAGGAGUUCAUGGAAAGUGAGGGCAUUGUUGUGAACGACCCUGAGCCGAUGCCUGUGGACCCUUACAGCCAACGUCGCAUACAGCCUCAGCCUUCCUACACAACACCCUCCGAAUUUGACUGCAUGCACCAGUUUCUCACCAUGGAUCGUAAGGUGCUGCGUUUCUUUGCCCUGUGGGAUGACAGUGACUCUCUGUUCGGGGACACCAGGCCUGUUACCAUCCAGUAUUUCCUGGUGGACGACACGGUAGAGAUCAGAGAGGUCCACGAACCCAACAGCGGCCGGGAUCCCUUUCCUGUCCUGAUGCGCAGGCAGAAGCUGCCCAAGAAGAUCAAACCAGAGUCCGAGACAUUUCCCAGCUGCGUGCUAGAGGUUUCAAAACAGGAAGUAGAUGAGUACUACUCCCCCAAAGACUUCAAGGUGGGACAAACGAUGACGUUGCUGGGCCGUCGCUUCCUGCUGUAUGACUGUGAUGGCUUCACUAAAGAGUAUUAUCAAAAGAACCACCCUGAUGUGGAGAUCAAACCUUCAGAGGUUCCAAAAAAGACUGACCUGCUUCAGGAGACCAAGAAGGAGGUUCCCCCCUAUAAUGGUUUUGGCUCACUUGAAGACUCUCUGCAGAACUGUUUGUCUUUAAUUCCCGAGCCUCCCAAAAAGAAUGUGCUAAAGAUGCUAGAAAACGACCACAAAGUGUUGCGCUACAGUGCCAGGCUGGACUCCCAGAAUCCUGAAGAUGAGUGCCGACGUUUCAUACUGUCCUACUUCCUGUCCAAUGACAUGAUCAGUAUUUUUGAAAAGCCCACUCGCAACUCUGGUAUCAUCGGUGGCAAGUUCCUGGAAAAGACACGCAUCCCCAAACCGGGCUCUACGAUGGACAAGCCUGAGUUCUACUCACCUGCAGACUUUGCUAUUGGAGCCACUGUGGAGGUUUUCAGCCACCGCUUUGUGCUGACUGAUGCUGACCACUACGUGCUGACGUACCUGGAGUCCAACGCAAGCCAGAUCCCUUGUCAGACACUGGAUUCUUUGCACCAGAAGCUGGGUGUGAAGACAGCAAAUAACCAGCCAGCUGACCAAAAUGGGUCGGGUCACGGGCCAAGCAGAGCACCCCAGAUGUCCCCCUCCCCAGCAAUGCUUUCCAGCUCCUCCUGGGGGUCCCCAAGGUGUUCCUAGGCCAAACAAUUUCCAAAAAGUUCCUUGGAAUUUGGUAGUAAUUAUGGGGAACAUAGAGACAGUGUUGAAUUUGUACACUAGAAAUUAUGUAUUUCAAAUUAAUUUCAGCUUAAACUAGAGAGUCUUUCAGUCGGUGUACAUAUAAUCCAACAUGGAGGAUAUUGUUUCCUAUUAUAAAUUAAUAAUGAAUGGAUAUUUACUUGGGGAUAAAGUAACUCAAAAUAGUACCAAGUUAUACAUAUAUCUUUUACAGGAAAAUUCCUAAGAAAAUAUGGUGCAGUAAAAUAAAGGGUUACCCUCAUUCUAGGCUGUUAUUAUAGUAUAUAUAUUUUAUACAGUAACUUUUUAUGUAUUUCACUCUUGACAGUAUAAACACAGUAUAGCAGGACCUCUGUGUGUGACAUUAGCUACGCCUCCUCUUGUGACUGACUGCUGCAUUG
This is a messenger RNA of Epinephelus lanceolatus (giant grouper), 2305 nucleotides long. It is a transcript of the gene efhc1, whose product is annotated as EF-hand domain (C-terminal) containing 1. Gene Ontology annotation, cellular component: axoneme; mitotic spindle. Gene Ontology annotation, biological process: cilium-dependent cell motility; mitotic spindle organization; mitotic cytokinesis. The record is from RefSeq and is a predicted model, not a curated record. Gene Ontology annotation, molecular function: alpha-tubulin binding. NCBI's taxonomy places the organism in Eukaryota, Metazoa, Chordata, Actinopteri, Perciformes, Serranidae.